Phragmites australis (common reed) is the source of this 882-nucleotide messenger RNA. RefSeq lists its product as uncharacterized. Lineage: Eukaryota; Viridiplantae; Streptophyta; Magnoliopsida; Poales; Poaceae. The record is from RefSeq and is a predicted model, not a curated record. Bases 1 to 882 code for a protein of 293 amino acids. The transcript has 3 exons.
AUGAACUCCUCAGAUUCGGAGGAAAUGAUGAUGUUCUCCUCAGAUUCGAGUGACGAAGAGGACGAGCUGCUUGUGCUUAUUGCCAUCGAGGAGGAAGAAGCAGGAGCUGUGCGUCGUAGCAGGCAGCGUGGGUCGAUGCCCGGCCAUGCGGUUAUAGACCGGCAACACCGCGAAGGUGCUGCUAGGCUGUACAACGACUACUUCGCCGACAACCCUGUGUACGGCGAUGUCCUGUUUCGUCGGAGGUUUCGUAUGUCGCGGCGGUUGUUCUUGCAUAUUGCGGCCGCUGUGGAGGAGCAUGACACCUGGUUCAGGCAGAGAAGGGAUGCAACGGGGAAGCUCGGCCUUAGCCCCUUGCAAAAAAUGACAGCGGCCAUACGGCUUAUCGAUGGGACUGCCCCACCUGUGUCGUACAGCAUAAAUGGUAACAGGUACGACAUGGGAUACUACCUCGGUGAUGGCAUAUACCCCGAAUGGGCGACCAUAGUGAAGGCAAUCUCUGCUCCACGAGGCAACAAGAGCAUCCAUUUCUCCGCGAUGCAAGCUGCUCUCCGCAAGGAUGUCGAACGUGCAUUUGGUGUGUUGCAAGCUAGGUUUGCUAUUGUUCGCGGACCGGCUAGAGUAUGGGAUCAGUCUACAUUGCACAAUAUCAUGACCGUCUGCGUUAUUAUGCACAACAUGAUAAUUGAGGACGAGCGCGGUACCGCUUCCCCGGUGCAGGUGUUCGACUUCAUGGGGGAACCAACUCAAGUCCAUCGAAGUGGUGACGAAGGUGUCCUGCAUUAUGUUGAAACAACUCAAGCUAUCCGCAACCGUGCAGUGCACUGCCAAUUGCGUGCUGACCUUGUGGAGCACCUUUGGAGUAUUCAUGGAGCACAGUAG